CGUGCGUCCAUUUGUGGGACCAGAGUUUAUAUAAAGACGCGGAGUGGGCAGCCGGCCACGGGGCAUGCCGGGGCACAGACACGACGAGCGGCGUUGAUAAGCGGAUAUCAACACCGGGUGAAAGCGGGAGUUUACCGCUGAGGCGUCGGAUGGAUGAUGAGGAGGAGGACAUGUCACUGCCCACCUCACAGCUCAGGGUAUUACCCUUCGGGGACGUCAAGCAACACGAACAGUGGUCGAGCAGUCAAACAGUGGCCACGGUUACUGCUGCCGCCGUCGUGGCCACGUCACAGGACCACGGCAACCACGGCAUCAACGCCGUGUCCUGCAGCAUACACCUGCAGCCUCACGUGCCCUUUAACGGCAACGCUGGAUCGCCCUUACAUCUUCCCGCUCAGUUUGUCCCCAUGGAAGACCGAGGAGGAAGGCAUGUUGUUGAGGAAGAGGACAGAGGGGCGGAGGACGAUAGGAUGGCACAGAGGCCCGAGGUGGAGCCGAUGGGGCUGAGCGCCGAGGCCCAAAUUGGCCGUAAACUCCGGGAGAUUGGAGACAAGUUCCACCAGGAUCACAUUGAACUGUUCAUGAGGCAUCAGAGACAGAACCUGCCCGUGUGGAUGCGCCUUACAAUCGCCUUCUUCGGCUUUUUAUUCCCAAGAGAGGAUCUGGUGCCACACCUGAGGAGAGAGCAGAGGUGAAGGGACGUUGAGCUGGCCUUUCACUUUGGCCUUUGUUCUCUAAUUUGAACCAAGGACUCGAACUUUAAAGAGAUGGCACUGAAAGAUGGAACGACGGGUUUGGAUUUUGUUUUUUCUAACUGAAUAUGAAGAUGAGAUGAAGAAGACACUGGUCACCGCUGGACGGAGACUGAUUACUGUUUUUUUUUUAAUUAUUAUUAUUAUUUUGUUAGUUUGUUUUGUUUUGUUCUACAUCUCCGAGAAGAAGCCAUUUUGUUUGAAGAGAUAUUUUGGAAAUAUUUGUAAGAUGACCUAUUUUGUACAGCAGACUGCUCUUUUUAUCUGGUGUGUCGACUCCUGAAGGACCUCCAUCUGUCCAGGGAAUGCCUUACUCUCUCCUCCUGCCGCAGUAAAAUGCCCUUUUGCAUCAAAAAUAUCAUGCGAGAGAGAGAGAGAGCGAUAAAGAUUAACGUUUAGGUGACAAGACUGUGGACAUUUCCGUGCUGAAGUUAAAGACGCAAACCUUUGAAGAAAGACUCAAGGCACAUUUCUGAGUUAUUCUCCUAAAGACAAAAGAAAGCCCUGUACUCACCGUUCACCUCUCCACAUUGGCUCAUCAAACCUGCCGGUCUGCUCAGAUGCACGUUGAAAAUCAACUGUUUGAAUGAACCUACUUGAAUUGCACGUGCCAAAGAGAUUUCCGGCACCACGCUUAAAGGUCCGACGCAGUAAUAGUUUUGGGGUCACGUGUCUGGUGCUCUCCACCUGCAAGUCCUGAGACCAAACAAGCACAAACCAACACAGGCCCAGAAGCCUCACUCAGUCUGGGAUUACCAUCAGGGAUCCGAGAACAAUCACCUGAAAAGCUCCGGAUAAAAACGCCAUCGUUCUCCCAAACGUCCAGUCACUCGCCUGGCUGGAUCGACAAUCGCAAAUUUUGCCCUUUGCUGCACUGCGGCUUCGAGCCAGUCGAUCAGAUGUAUUGGCAAUCAAGGCGGGGUGGGGUUUGUUUCUCUCCAGCGCUGUUUCGAAUGCGACAUGUCUCAAACUGCCAGCUUUACUUCUGUACAGUUUAAAAACUAAAAUAAAAAACCUCUUACGGACAUGGGAACACAUUCAUACAACCUUUGUGCAGCGACUCACACCAACACAGCCACUAUGUGUCGAUGUAAAUUCUGGAAUAAUAUGUUAGAGAUUGAUCCUUUUCGGCAUCAUAUGGGAUAUAGAGUCAUUAUAUAAACAUUUGAAGACACUGAUUGUUUUUUGUUCAUCUUUUUUUCUUUUUUCCAGGGAGUAGUUAGCAGUCAUGCUAUCAGAUAGACUUAACUCAUUCAGCUGUAUUUGGUAAAGAGGAGAUGAACAUGAAGUGUGUUACAUGCUGUCAAGUUUUUUUAUUUCGUUUGCUAUGAGAGUAGCUGAGUUUGUUUCCUGCAAACACUGAACGCUGAGCCAGUUUAGAUGGUUUGGAUACACACUCAUCUGCAGUCCAAAGCACCACAGAUACACUCACUGAACUACUCCCUGAAGAUAAAUUUCAUUUUUGUUUCAUCUUAAGUAAUUUAUUCUAAUUUAUUUUGUGCGCAACUGCUCAGUGCUACUGUAUAGACGCCGUCUCGGCUUGUACAGUCCUUGUUCUCCUCGUCGUCGGGGUGCGUUCAGUUUUCAAAGCCUGCGUGUGAGUAGGUUGGACUAAAAGCCAUGUGCCUCGUGCUCUCUCUCUCUUUUCCUCUCUCUCUUUUUUCACGCGCAAAAACGCCGUGAGUUGUUACAAAUUGCGCGAAACGACAAGACAAUCAAAACUUGCAUAAUAAAUAAACAAAAACGUGUGCCUUGUGAGUAAAAAGACCUGUCCCGAACAUCAUCCUCAUCAGCACUUGGCAUAGUUCAUCCCAGAGUUCAGCGGUCCCGACUCUACCGUUUCACAAAUCUCACGUAAGCUCGCGAGGCACAGGCUCAACCUUUUUGACACCUCUCGGCACGAACGGCGACCUUUGUCACCUACGCUGAGCCCUCUCAAAACCAGAAACGACUAUUCUUUUGCAACACACACUGUAAAAAGGUUUCCGUUCAUUUUUAUUUUCUGUUUUAUCUAUACUGUAUUUACUUACACCUCUCUCUUUCUACUCCUGUGCUGAGCUUUCCCUCUUGGUUGCUGACUGAUCGCCCCGACCCGUUCGGGUUUUUCGUGCUUUAUGAGCUGCGAUCGAGCGAGGCUUUGACGGAGGAGACGAGCCGCCGCGGUGCCCAGUAUCGUUUCUGUUUGAGAUGAGUUGAACAGCCGCUCCAUCGGAGCCUGCCGUUAUUUUUCCACCGUGUCAACCUUGGCUGAAGUGAGACGUUUCUGUUCAGAUCUUCAGGGUCAUUGAUAUUAAUAUCAGUUUUGUUUUGGGGAAAAAAAAACGAGAAAGACUGUCAAGUGUUGUGAUUUGAUGUUUUUUUUCCUUUUUUGUUUUUAUAUACAUUUUUAACAUGAAUUUGACACACCGGUUGCUAUCUUUAUACAACAAAUUUUACAUACUGUUUUUUGUAAGAAGAAAUACCUACAACAUGAUGUUUUUGGUUUUCUAUGAUUACAGUUUUUAACAUAUGACAUUACUGAUUUUGGAUAUUGCCAAGUCUGCUGUGUCACUCAGUUAAAGGGCUUUUUAAUAUAUGUAAAUGGAGUUUAAAAAAAAUGCAUGUCCAACAUUCCUGGAGAUGAAAUCUAUAUCCUAAAAAGUUUGAAUGUAACUUAAUUGAGUGAAAAUCACAAUAACGCUUUUUACUACGUGAACCGAACAGCGGAAUCUUUCUUGAGACUUCUGCGCUCAGCUGUAUCGUCUUCACCUUCUGCUUUCUUUGCGUUCAGAGUGGUCUCAAGGAUUUCACACUCGUGUGUGUCCUGAUGAAGUGAGACCCAGUCCAGAUGUAGCAGUUUUUCCCUUUCUGACGAAAGCAUUGGCUGUGUUAUCCUUGGGACUGCUCUGCGUCUCCUGUGCAGAUUUUUUGAACCACGCAGUUCACUGGAGCGAUGGGGGGAUUUAGAGGAGGAGGACAGGCGGGAUAUUUGUUCUUUUUCUAGUGCAAUAUGCUGUACAUAAGAGCUUGGCUCACCAAAUCUUACAGUUUCUCUUAAUUUUGUUCUGUUGUAAAAUGGGUACCAUUGCUGUUUUGAUUUCUAUUAAAACUUUAUGAACUAUUGA
Poeciliopsis prolifica (blackstripe livebearer) is the source of this 3856-nucleotide messenger RNA. RefSeq names its product BCL2 modifying factor 2 (gene bmf2). Gene Ontology annotation, biological process: negative regulation of autophagy; positive regulation of apoptotic process; apoptotic process. Gene Ontology annotation, cellular component: myosin complex. The transcript is spliced from 4 exons. NCBI's taxonomy places the organism in Eukaryota, Metazoa, Chordata, Actinopteri, Cyprinodontiformes, Poeciliidae. The coding region runs from base 150 to 695 and encodes 181 amino acids. The record is from RefSeq and is a predicted model, not a curated record.